Messenger RNA from Coturnix japonica (Japanese quail), 5555 nucleotides. The record is from RefSeq and is a predicted model, not a curated record. Lineage: Eukaryota; Metazoa; Chordata; Aves; Galliformes; Phasianidae.
GCAGUGCUGUAGUGCUGCAGUGCUGUAGUGUUGCAGUGCUGUAGUGUUGCAGUGCUGUAGUGUUGCAGUGCUGCAGUGCUGUAGUGCUGCACACACUGUGCAUCCAGCGGCUGCUCCCGGCAGGGUCGUGUCCUUCCAUUGGCGUAACUUCCAGAGCGCUGAGUAGAAACACGAGGAGCACAGAAAUGUGUCUUUAGUUCAGAACUGGCGCUGUUUUGUGCCGCUGUAAGCGUAGUGCGCUGCUGCCUCUCCUGGCCGUGCAAAGCACGCUUUGAGGUAGCACCGUGUGGGGCAGCGCCGUGCAAGCUGCAGCUUUGUGACAAGGUGUGCUGCAGUGGGACGGGUGUGUUGCAAAGCCCCGCUUUUUUAGCACAUUCGUGCUGACCUUCUCUCUCCUUUAAGAAGAAGUACUUGGACGAUUUGGGGCUGUGAUCUUUAAUAGGAUUUGUGAAUAGUAGUUGUGAAUGUGCUUUGAUGGAAUUUGCAGCUGAAAUAUCCCCCCUUAAAAUAACAUUGCAGCUUUGUGAUUCGGGAUGAUGUGCCUCCCGCUCAUCGCUCUGUAGCUGUGAAUACUGCUGAGCAAGAGGAGAAUAUGAGCAGAACCAAAACUUCAGAACGUGGCAAAAGAGGAAGAAGCAGAACUGUGGCUCACGGCUGGGAGUAUAAGUGAAUGCAUUUGGGUGUUGCUUUUUGCUUUGCCUUAGUUUUUGCUCUUGUGUGCAGCUUUUAACCUGUCUGAUUUUUCUCUGUCAGUAAACUGGCAAUAGGAAAACCUCUGAGACUGGUCAGGUUAGUAGCUGAGCAUUUUGGGGAUCUUCGUGCACUGUCGCAGGCUGGAUUAGGAAGGUGGGAAGUGGUGCAGGAUGUGGUGCUGGAGCCCAGAGAUCUGCGGGUCUCCUCUUUGUCAAACUGAAAAGCCGUUGGUGGCUGGGGAACUAACGGAAGAAAUAUGUUAUCUUAAAAAGCUGCAGAACAGAUACUGCCUGUCUGUGUGGCUUAAGGCCAGCGGUUUUCAUAGCUGGUCGCAGAAUGUCAAUCCAGAAUACACAGAAAAGAAAGCAGUUUGACUCUGCAAAGUACUUUAAAUAUCACAGGUAAGGAUUCAAGGGAAGAGAUGGAAGAGAGCCACUGUAGCAUGUGUAGUUUGCUUGGCAGGCAGAUGCCCUCCCUCUGGAGAGCAGGUGCCCUGCUAAAGGAGGGAAGAAUGCAGGUGGAGAGAGCGUUGUUAUGCAAGUGUCAUGUCCCAGAGGGGCUAUCUGUGGUGGAGGGAAGCCGCUGUGUCUGAGGAGCAUUAACUUUGCCCCAGAGGAGCCUGCAGAGCCAUGCUGUGCAGAUAGGACAGCCCUUGAUACUGCAGUUUUCUGCUUCCCAGGAACAAACGCUGGGCAGAGAGCAGGCAAGAGCAGAAGGUGCCUGACUGUGCCUGGCCAAGCCACAGCCUGUUGGUAAAGGGCUUACACAGAUGUUACACUCGGGUUCCAUAUUUUAGUUGUGUUUCUAGUCCAAAAAAAGGUUUAAGUGUCACUGAAUGCAUUGGAACUUGAACGUGUGUGUAGUUGCUUGGCUGAGUCAUGGCUGGAGCCAGUGGUAUUUCUGCUGAGGCAGCCAGUAAAGAGGCCAGUGUAGCACUGCUGCAGGUAUUUAUAUUGGCCUAGUCAGAAAUGGGAUGAGAAUGUGUCGCAGCCUCUCCUCCUCUGCAUCCUAACCAAAGUUGAUAAGUCAGGGAAGUUUUUCUUUUUUAAUAGGAACAGUAUCAAUGAUUUUUUCCUGUGACAUCUCCGCCUCUCCUGGCUCCUUGAUCUCUUUCGUGCAUGACUUUCUUGUUCGUAGAGAUUUGCAUCCCUCUGAACUCCCUGGUAGCAAAUAAAGGUGCAUAAUGUGCAAACAUGUCUGAAUCCAGAAAUAUCUCUUGGUGUCUCUGCUCUCUGUUGAUCGAUUCAGGAUUCCAAAACCGGAGGGUGAAUUUCCCCAGCAUCAGUGACUGAAGCAGCUUUCAAGCUUGGGAUGGAGCUGCUGAGCAAGCAGGAUCCUUAUUUGCGAGUGGUUGUGCACACUGCAGUGUGCUGCAGAGUCCUGACGCUCCUGCUGCAGGCCGUGUUUGACCUGCUGAUCCCAGAUCACACAGCGGAUGCCUUCUCCCCACCUCGUCUGCUCGAGCCUGGAGCAUACGACCUGCUGCUGGAGCAGCUGCUGGGGGGCCUGGCGCACUGGGAUGCAGAGCACUUCCUCUUCAUUGCAGAGCGGGGUUACCUGUAUGAGCACAACUGCGCCUUCUUCCCGCUUUACCCUCUGAGCUUGCGAGCUGUGGCCGAUGGUGCUCUGUGGCCCCUGUGGCAGCUGUUGUGUUUGCGGAGCCGCCUGCUGCUGUCGGCUGUCCUCCUUAAUUCUGUCUUUUCUGUGCUGGCAGCUGCUGCCCUGUACAAGCUGGGCUGUGCUGUGCUGCAGUGCCGCAGGACAGCCUUCCUCGCUGCCCUUCUCUUUUGUAUCAGCCCUGCCAGCGUCUUCAUGGCAGCUGCUUACUCGGAGAGCAUGUUCGCCUUCCUGGCCUUCAGUGCCAUGUGGCAACUGGAGAAGGGGCAGAGCUGGCUCAGCACACUGCUCUUCUCCCUUGCCACUGGUGUGCGUGCCAAUGGGCUUGUGAAUGCGGGUUUCUUUCUCUACUCCCACAGUAAAUCCUUUGCCCUCCAGCUCCAAGUGGGUUCAGGCUCAGUAAGGAAGCUCUCUCUGUUAUGGAGGCAGCUCCUCAGCAUGGCAUCUUCCAUGCUUCUGACAUGUGCUGGGAUUUGUCUGCCUUUUGCUUUAUUUCAGUAUUAUGCCUACGUGAGGUUCUGUGGUCCUGGCUUGGAGCUGGCUGUUCCCAAGCCGCUGCAGAAGCUGGCUUUGGACAAAGGCUAUCGCCUGGUGUCCCCCAAUGGGGUUAAACCCCCUUGGUGCUCCCAGCGAUUCCCUGUGGCCUACUCUUAUAUUCAAGAUGUUUACUGGAAUGUGGGCUUUCUGAGGUAUUUUGAGCUCAGACAAAUACCAAAUUUCUUGCUUGCUUUGCCUGUCUCGCUUUUGGGCUUGUGGGCUGCCUGGACCUUUGCUGUUGCAAACCCACGGCACUGCCUGACCCUGGGGCUAGAGAGAAGAAAGAAGAAACAGGGUGAACCCAGAGCUGGGUUUUGCUGCCCCGCUGUCUUCGUGUAUGUGGUCCAUGCUACAGCCAUGCUGGUGCUGGGGUUCUUCUGCAUGCAUGUUCAGGUGCUGACCCGGUUCCUCGGCUCCUCCAGCCCCGUGCUGUACUGGUUCUCCGCCCACCUGCUCCAAGGACACGAGACCUGGCUCUGGAAGGAGGGGGUCGAUGGGCAAAGCGCAGUGCGCGUCCGCGAGAGGAGUAUUCUGGGUGCAGCGCCCGGUUCCUGCGGGAAGGGCCCAGCGGAGGGACACCCCCUGCUCAGGUUGCUGCUGAGCUACCGCUCCAUGACUGCCGUCGGGCGGUGCGUCCUGGGCUACUUCGUGUCCUACUGGCUGCUGGGCUUGGUGCUGCAUUGCAACCGCUUGCCUUGGACGUAGCGAGCAGCUGUGACCGCGGGCUGGGACGGACCGCGGUGGGGCGGGAGGGGGGGAAGUCCGAACGGGACGUUUUCUAAAGAAGCGGACGUGGCCCGAGGCUGUCGCGUGCGACGAGGUGUUACCGCUCGGCGGAGCCCACGGCGCCGUCCCACGUCGGGUGCCCGAGCGCAGCCCGGACUGCUGGCGGUCCCCACAGCGGGGCCCGGGUCGCGCCCGCCCCGCUCUCCCGCCGUCUCGGCAGCGGCCGGCAGGGGGAGCUGCGCGAAGGACCGCGAGUAGCGGCGGAUCGCAGCGCCUGCCGGUCUGCAGCGCCCCGGCGGCGAUGGGCGGCGUUCCCGGCCCGCGUUCGCUUCUCAUGCGACGCCGUUUCGGCUCUCCCGCUCGGUCCCGGCCGUCGCCGCCCUCGCAGACGCCGCGGCUGCCGCCACCUCCCGCCGUCCCGAUGGAAGCGGUCGCCGAGGAGCUGGUGGUGAAUCUUCGGUGCUGCUACGGCUGCGGAGCCGCCCCGUCCCGCGCGGAGCUCGUUGCGGCGGCCGCGUUGGCACAGAGGUGAGAUUCGUCGGCCUGUAGUUCCCCGGGUCCUCCCUGCUCCCCUUCUUGUAUAUGGGCGUGACGUCACCCUUCCUCCAGUCAUCUGGGACCUCUCCUGACAGCCACGACUUCUCAAAUGUGAUGGAAAGCAGCUCAGCAACCACCCCAGCCAGCUCCUUCAAGACCCUGGGAUGCACACCAUCUGGCCCCAUGGACUUGUACUCAUUUAGUCUAAGGAGGCACUCUCGGACUUACUCUGCCUUACAGUGGGGAGGGAUUUACCUCCCUGGUCCCCACAUAGAGGUUUGGGGGUGCAGGGCUCAGGGACAUGAGAAAGACUAGAAUCCUGUCCACCAGUGAAGACUGAGGCAAAGAACUCAUUCAGUACCUCAGCUUUCUCUUCAUCUGUUGAAGCCAGCUCUCCUUUUAAAUUUACCAAGAAGGUAUACCCAUUUUGGCCUGUCUCUUCUGGCCAAUGUAACUGUAGAAUGUCUUCUUAUUGUUUUUCACAUCCCUCUCCAGGUUCAGUUCUGCCUGUGCCUUGGCUUUUCUGAUCACACUUGCCUGGGGCCUGCCUUCUGUGGGGGUGUUGCUGGGUAGGGGGUGAUGGGCAGCACUGCAGGAGCCGGGCAAGAGCCCGUGGCUGCGCUGCUCCCCAGGGCUGGCUCCAGCCAUGCCAGGCUGUAGCUCUGCUAAUUGCUGGCUGGAGCACAGCCUUCGUCCUGGGAGAUGCCCAGGGAGAGUUCAGAAGAGGCGUGCUGGGCGUGCAUGAGCAUUUCUGCUUCAGGCUUAUGGCACUCCCCAGUUUCCAAGCCAGAGCCCCAGUCCACAGCCCAGGGGAAGAGACAGGUGUGCUUUCCUCCAGUGCCUCAGUGUGACCUUGCUGUCCAUCAGAGGCCUCCCAGUAAGAAAGCCCUGGGGGGCUGCAUCUUCUUCCAUGUAAUCUGUGAGAGAUGUGGCACGUGGCCAGGAGAGAGCACUGCAUACGCUGCCAGGUGCCAGCCUACGGGUCAUCCCGUCCACCCUGCAACUUUGGAAAUCAUGACCUGAGUUAUUCUCCCAUGCCCCACAUCCAGUUACUGAGGGAGAAGGAGAUCACACCAUAUAGUGCAUAUAAGUGGGAACUUCUCUCAUCUGUUCUUGAUUCUAGAUGAUGAGCUUGGUGCUCCCUUUCCGGAUGCUCCUUUGGAUCCGGACUUCAUGCCUGUGCCUGGGGGACAACCCAGGGGCCCUGCCGGGUUGAAUCUGCAGAACUGAAUCCUGCCUAUGAUCCCGAGGGCGAGACUGGAGGUAAAUCAGCAGGCUUCAUUUCCUUGAUAUUUGUUCGUAUUUGGCUGGGACGGUUCAUCGAGGAUUCUGCGUUUAACCAGCCAGAGGGUUCUUCUCCCCGAGAAGCAUGGAUGGUCAUCGUUUCUUGGGAGCUCCGUGCUGUCAGCAUUGUGUUGGCUUUGUCUGUGUAUCUACGAGGUCUC